Molecule: messenger RNA, 303 nt
Organism: Parnassius mnemosyne (clouded apollo)
Lineage: Eukaryota; Metazoa; Arthropoda; Insecta; Lepidoptera; Papilionidae
Source: the annotation of a GenBank genome assembly
AUGAAAAUCUCUGAGCUACCAGGCGAUGAAGAAUCUGGACUGACCUGCCGCACUUAUGUAUUUCAAGAUGAAAGUCAUACUUUAGGCAAUGCAUUAAAAUGUUUAAUAAAUAGAUAUGAUGAUGUUGACUUCUGUGGAUACACAGUACCACAUCCUGCCGAAUCAAAAAUGCAUUUUAGAAUACAAACAAAGGAUACACCAGCCCUUGAAAUUUUAAAAAGAGGGCUUAAAGAUCUACAGAAAGUUUGUGACCACACAAUAGAUAUGUUUGAAAAAGAAGUAAAAGAAUUUAAUAAAACAUAG